Molecule: messenger RNA, 8702 nt
Organism: Penaeus chinensis
Lineage: Eukaryota; Metazoa; Arthropoda; Malacostraca; Decapoda; Penaeidae
Product: obscurin-like
Exons: 54
Coding region: 225-8702 (2825 amino acids)
Molecular function (GO): guanyl-nucleotide exchange factor activity; protein binding
Source: RefSeq, a predicted model, not a curated record
AAGAGGGGCACCCGGAGCACACCUCAUCCGACCGUUGCUUUGGUGUGGUGACCCGCGUGGUUGUCCUGUUUGGUCCAAGGGGAAGCUUGUUCUCUCCUGGCUGCCAGCCGUCCCCUCUUGUCGCAAGAACACAGGCGAUUGGGUGUCCGAUCGACGGCAGUACCUUCUGUAAGAUUCCGGAUGUUCUGACGACGUGACUGGGGAGACACGCCAGAACACCCAUCAUGUCCCACAAAUAUGUGUCCAACAAAGCUGUCUUACAGGACAAAGGGUUCCUUUCGAAGCUCGGCUCGACCCUGAUGGGCCGAUCCAACCCGGACCCGUUCGUAGACGUGAAGGUACAGUCAUCCAUCUCCUGGCACAAAACAUCUGAUGUAAAGGCGCGAAUCAAGACCGCCACGGGCACAAUACCUGUGUAUGAUGACCUCGGCGAGGAAGAGAUGGCCGUCCUUCAGGCGGAGGCCCUGGCAGCCGCCGGAGGAUCGGCCCCCUCGUUCUCUGGACCCGCGGCCGUGGCGGUGCAGACCGCUGCCCUGGCGGCAGGAUUCGGGCAAGAGGAAACAACACAAGAGGCAACGACCGUCGCGACCUACCUGGUGAAGGAGGACUACAGCCCCGAGGACUCCGAGGGGCUCGCCGCCGUGUCGGGACAGAAGCUGAUCCUCGUUGACAAAUCCAGCCCGAACAAACGCCCAAGACUCGAGGGAGAUGAGGCCGGCACGCAGCUCCUGGACAACUCCGCGGCUCGUCACAAGAUGGCGAUCCGACCCAAAAGAAACCAUCCCGACCCCCGAUCACGCGCCCACGACACCGGCGAGGAGAGAUGGCUGAUGCGAGACCAAGAAUCCGGGAAGGAGGGCCUAGUUCCCUCUCGUAUCCUGGAGUUGCACAGCGAAUUCACCACCAGCAUGAUCGCCAGCCUAAAGCGCUCUGUGCAGCAAAUCGCCAUGGAGGAGACGGCAGAGGUGAAGAAGAACCUCAUGAAGGAGAUCCGAGAAUACAAGUCCCGCAAGAGCUCUAGCAAGCUGCUUGGACCCUCACCUGAGGACGAAGCCAGAGCCAAGAGAGCGGCGACCAUCCGAGAGCUGAUCGAGACGGAGGAGGAGUUCGUGCGCGACCUGGAGUUCGUAAUGGAGAACUACUACGGCCUCAUGGACAAGAGCACGACGCCGCGCAAUGUCCGUGACCACAAGGAGCUCAUCUUCAACAACUUCAAAUUUAUCGCAGAUUUCCACAAGAACGUCCUGAUCGAAGGAGUGAAGUACAACGUGGAGGUGCCGAAGAUGAUUGGGAAAACUUUCCUUCGACUGGAACGUGACUUCGACAAGCACGCCGAAUACUGCAGCAACGAGCCGUUGGCUCAAGAAUUCAUCGAGAAUAAUAUUCCUGUUAAAGAAUUCUUCGAAGAGUACAGUCAGAAGCUCGGGGACGACAAGCGUCUCCAGGAGCACCUGAAGCUUCCCAUUCAGCGGCUCAACGACUACCAGCUCCUAAUCAGGGAGCUGGUCAAGUACAGCACUCGCCUGGGCGACGACCCCUCCGACCUCCAGCGUGCGUUUGAGUUAAUGCAAACGAUCCCCCAGCGGGCCACCGACGCUAAGUUCAUCAGCUCCAUUGAAGGUUUCAAGGGAAAUCUAUUCAAACUUGGCAGGCUUCUUAGACACGACUGGUUCAGUGUGAAGGAAGCUGGCCAAAAGGCUCGAGAUCGCUAUCUGUUCCUGUUCAAGGCGCGCAUCCUCAUCACAAAGGUCAAGCGGAUAUCCGAGGACCGCUCCAUCUUCAUCCUCAAAGACAUCAUCCGACUUCCAGAAACAUCUCUUGGAAGUUUGGACAACCCAAAGGCAAUCGAGUUUUUCCACAUCGAGUCCCUGACCCAUCCCAACUACCCUAUCUUCAUUGAGGCUCGAACGCCAGAAAUCCGUGAAGCCUGGCUGGCUGGGAUCGGAGAGUACGUCGUCGACACAGCAUCGGUCGAGGACCUCCUGUUUGACGACGAACUCCGCGUUGUGUCUCAGGACGUAGACGAGGACGACGCAGGUGUUGUCUCACCCGUCCCUGAAGUUCAGGAAUUCGAAGACCUUCCUGAAGACGGCGAAGCCGCUGAAGCUCUUCCAGAGCAGGAAGACUUUUGGGCGAGAGAACCAUCUCCUCCCGCUAAAAGGCAAAAACCAGAGGCUGUACCCGAGGGAAUCGCAGAGGUAGACUUUUGGGCACAGAAAGAACCCACCCCUCCGAGGAGAAAAACAGUCCCUGAGCUCACUCCCGCCGAGGAGGCUGCUCCAGAGCAGGUAGAGGAAUCCACUCCUGUAGCAGAGCAGGAAAAGGCAUCAGCUGAACAGGCUUCAUUCAUUCCUCAGGAACCCUCCCCAUCCGCACAGCAGACACCGAAGGACAAACCUGAGCCUUCGAAGCCUUCUGAAGCAAAGCCUGAGGCCCCGAAACCAGCUGAGGUCAAGCCUGAACCUCCCAAACCAACUGAAGCUAAGGUAGAGACUCCCAAACCAGCAGAGGUUAAGCCUGAGCCUCCCAAACUAGCAGAGCCUCCCAAACCAGCAGAGGUUAAGCCUGAGCCUCCCAAACCAGCAGAGGUUAAGCCUGAGCCUCCCAAACCAGCAGAGGUUAAGCCUGAGCCUCCCAAACCAUCAGAGGUUAAGCCUGAGCCUCCCAAACAAGCAGAGGUUAAGCCUGAGCCUCCCAAGCCAGCAGAGGUUAAGCCUGAGCCUCCCAAACCAGCAGAGGUUAAGCCUGAGCCUCCCAAACCAACAGCGGUACCGAAGCAGGAACCUCCUAAACCCGAAGUUCAGACCAGAGCCCCUCUUGCGAAGCUUGCUACUCCAGCACCCCACAAAAUGCAGGAACCAACUACUCCGUUCACUCCAGGCGGAACGCCCAAGCCUGUCUUUACCAAGACCCUCAAGGGAGAUGUUGUAGAACCCGGCGAUGGCGUGACCUUCGUAUGCGAGGUCGCACACCCCGCGCCCUACUUCAUCACUUGGCUCAAGGACUCCAAGCCGUUGGACGACAAGCUGGCCGACCGUGUCCAGCAGACGGACGCAGGAGCCAAGCACGCCCUCAAGAUGACCGACGAAGGCUGCAAGCAUACACUUCAGGUACUCAACUGCCGUGUCGAGGACUCGGGCAUCUACACGGCCAAAGCAACGGACGAGAACGGCGUUUGGUCCACGUGCUCGGCCCAGCUCCUCGUCCAAGAGCUGACGGAGGAGGAGCGCGCCCGCCGCAUCGCCGAGAAAUCUCCGUUCUUCAUGGUCCGCAUGAAGCCCACGCAGGUCAUCGAGAACACCAACCUGUCCUACACCAUCCACGUCAAGGGCGACCCAAUGCCCAAUGUAACCUUCUUCAAGGACGAUAAAGAGCUAAAGGAGGACGCGCGCGUCACCAUUCACCGCGACGCCGCCAUCGGCCACUAUGAGCUGCUCAUCACUCACGUCCAGCGAGAGGACGAGGGAACCUACAAGUGUGUUGCAACAAACAAGUUCGGAAAGGCCGAGUGUGAGGCCUCCAUGACGGUGACCGAUGAAGAAAUGUUGUACGAAAGUCUCAGCGGUAAGGGAUCUCUGCUCGCGCAGGGAGAAAAGGCAGAGUUCAAGUGGUUCCGCGAUGGAGUUGAAUUCGACCCUCACGAGAGGUUCAAUGUUAUGUUCAAGGACGACGAGGACACCCUGGCACUGGUGUUCCAGAACGUGACUCCCGAGGACGCCGGUCUCUACACCUGCGUUGCGUCCACCUCCUGCGGCAAGAUCUCCUGCUCUGCCGAGCUCACUGUGGAAGGUUCCAUUAACCGUCUGCAGCGCGACCCAGAGCCACCAAACUUCAAGGAAGAACUCACUGAUACUCAGGUCAAUGUUGGAGGAUCGGCCAUGUUAGAGUGCAAGAUUGGCGGAUACCCCAAGCCUGAACUCGCAUGGACCCGCAAUGGCCUGGACGUUAAGGCUGGUGGAAGGGUCAAAUUCCUCUGGGAAGACGAAGAAAGCGUCGCCCUCAUCAUCAAGAACUGCGAGGAGAAGGACGCUGGACUCUACCGCGUCAUCGCAAAGAACGAACUUGGAGAAGUCAGUUGCUCCGCCAAGCUGGGAAUCAAAGCCGGACCGAAGAUUGUGAGUAUGAAGAAGGAGGUAGCGUGCGUCGUCGGCCAGAAACUCGACUACCGCGUCGAAGUCGAGGGAGAGCCCACGCCUGAAAUCAGAUGGUUGAAGGAUGGGAAGCAACUCAUGGAAAGCGAUCACAUUAAGUUCACGAAGGAGUCUGACACAGUGUUUGCCUUCAAGAUCGACAGCAUGCAGAUGGACGACUGCUGUACAUACACGGUCGUGGCCAGCAACCCCAUGGGCCAGGUGUCCGAGUUCUUCACCAUCGCUACAGACUCAGCUCCUCAGAUCACCCGCGGCCUCGACCCCGAGAUCGAGAAGCGAUUCACCUACGACAUCGCCCUUGAAGUCCGAGGUACCGGCAGCCCCAAGCCCAUGGCCAAAUGGUACAAGAACGGGAAGGAGAUCAUGGCUGACGACAGGUUCAAGAUGGUCGUUGAUGAAUCCUUCUACAUUCUUAAGAUCCGCCGCUUGGAGAGGAAGGACAAGGGCACCUAUUGCUGCGAGCUCUCCAACUCGAGCGGAACUGCGAAGACCGAGGGUGUGUUGUCGGUGCGAGCUCCUCCAGACUUCGUCACGCCGCUUAAGGAUGCGUGCGCCAAGGAAGGCGGGAAGGACGUCAAGAUGUUCGUCGAGUGGGAAGCCAACCCGGCGCCAACCGUCAAAUGGUUCUUCAACGACAAGCCCAUUCGCGACGACACCCCCGGCUAUACCCUCCGCGGACAGGACACCAGCAUGGUGCUCACCAUUCACGAAGCGACGGAGGACGUUGUGGGCACGUACACCGUCAAGGCAACUAACGAGUAUGGCGAAAGCGUCUGCAAGGCCAGGUUCCGUCUGCACGAAGCUCCUGUUGUUACCGAAGGCCUCAAGGACGCAGAAUUCCUUGAAGACAGCAGUGCGAAGUUUACCUUCAAGGCAACGGGCGUUCCCACUCCCGAGAUCAAAUGGACGAAGGACGGCAAGAAAUGGAGCCCCGACAUGAACCGCGUGAAGCUCAAGCAGGAGGGCGACGACACCUUCACGCUCUACUUCGACGAGGCCAAGACCGAGGACUCGGGCCAUUACGUGGCUACGAUUUCCAACGUCGAGGGUACCGCAAGCACCGAGGCCACCAUCGUUGUCAACACGCCGCCCCACAUCAAGGGCAGCAACUUCAGGGACGGCAAGACUUUCAUCGCCAUGCAUAAAUUUGUGCUGGAAGUGGAAGCCACCGCAGUGCCCGAGGCGGAGGCGACCUGGUAUUUCAACGACAAGAAACUCUCCGUGGAGGAAGAUAAUGUCAAGUUCGCCUUCGACGGCAGCAAGUACACAAUGGAAAGGAUUGGCAGCGAUCCAGAGCACAGCGGACAGUACAAGUGUGUGUUGAAGAACAAGAUCAAGGAAGUGGAGGAGGUUGGACAGGUCACCGUCAUCGAGAAAGAAGCUCGAGUACGCCGCCCACUCGAAGAUAUUUAUGUCAAAGAGAACACAGAUGCCACACUCAAGUGCCAGAUCGUGGGAGACCCCAUCCCCAGCGUGGAGUGGCUUCGUAACGGAAAGCCUCUGCCGCCGUCGGAGCGUUACGAGGUAUCGGAGGAGCGCAUGAAGGGCUGGCACACGCUCGUCCUCAAGGAGGUCACCGAGCAGGACAAGAGCACCUUCACCGUGAAGGGCAAAAACAAGCACGGCGAGUGUGAGACCACGGCGCGCUUGGGUGUGCUGGUCCGGCCUCAGCCAGGAGAACUUAACGAUGCCACCGUCGAUUAUGGAAAGGAUCUUCUCCUCAACGUUGCCAUCCAUGCCUUCCCGCCUCCCAAGAUGGUUUGGACCUUGGACGGCCGCGAACUGCAGGAGGGCGACCACUACGAGUACACAAGGGACGAGGAAAAGGAAGUUUACGGUCUCCUCGUUCAUUCGGCUGUCCUGGAGGACGCCGGCAAGAUCACCUUCACUGCCUCCAAUGCUGCAGGUUCCGAGUCUGGGUCCUGCACCGUCAAAGUACACACCGAGAAGCCAGCUAUCGUGGCGGAUCUGGAGGACUUGAGCUUCUGCCUGGAGGACGACGCCGUGUUCACCCUCCGCGCCUCGGGCCUCCCACUCCCCGACGUCGAGUGGAAGCUGCACGACAAGGUGGUCAAGGCGGACGAGCGCCACGUCUUCACCAACCCCGAACCGGGCGUCUACUGCAUGACCAUCAAGGACGUCUGCAUGAACGACUACGGCCCUGUGGCGGUCGUGGCCAAGAGUCUAGUGGGCGAGUGCGCGUCGGCCGCAAAGUUCUCGCAGAAGAAGAUACCGUGCGAAGUGGUUGAGGGCCUGGAGAACGUCACCAAGGGCGCCGAAGGGGAUGACGUCACUCUCACCGUCAAGAUCAGGGCUUCGCCGAGACCCAACUUCGUUUGGACGAAGGACAGCGACAACUGCGAGGCCAGCGAGAAGAUCGUAAUCGAGAUGAAGAAGACGUCGUACUGCGAGGCGACCAUCUCCCUCACUCUGGUCGAGGCCUCCUCCAUCGACUCCGGCCAGUAUCGCCUCAGGUUCCAGAACGAGCUUAACGAGGAGAGCUCAGAGACCGCACUCAUCGUCAGGCCCGAGCGCAGGAAGCCCAAGAUCACCAAGCCACCCAAGGAACUGCAAGUCUUAGAGGGGAAACGCGGCAUUUUCCAAGCCAAGGUUACUGGAUUCCCCAAACCCGAGGUCAAGUGGAUGAAGGAUGGACGGCAGAUCUACCCGACAGACAUCAUUGACACUGGUGUCACUGGAGACGGAUUCCAGUACCUUGAGUUCAAAACAGUUACCAUGGAGGACGUUGGUCAAUACACCAUCUUUGCUUCCAACGAAGAGGGAACCGCUGAAUUCCAUACUUCACUUACUGUCGUUCCUCCUCCAUCGAAGCCCGAGUUCCUCCAGAGCUUGAAAGCCAGCAAGGUCAUUCUGGGAUACCCAGUUAGGAUGGAGGUUAAGCUUGGCGGACACCCGAUGCCAGAAGUCCAGUGGUUGAAGGACGGCCAGCCUCUCAACAUUGACGGAACGCACUACAAGCAGAUCGUGGAGCCCGACGGGACGGUGAUCCUGCAGAUCGACGCGGCCACCGAGGGCGAUAUGGGAGAAAUCACGUGCGUAGCGAAGAACCCCGAGGGCGACUCCCAAUCAUCCGCCACACUCUCCGUCCUCGGCUUCAAGCGCGAGGACGGUCAGCCCGACGGCCCUGCUGCCUUCACCGAAGGCCUCAAGGACAUGUGCUUCGACGAGGGUAUGGUGAUGCGCCUGCCCGUGGCGAUGAAGGGCGGUCCAGUUCCGAACAUGAAGUGGUACAAGGACGGCCAGGAGAUCAAAUUGGACGACCGCUGCUUCUUCACCUACGACGGCGAUCGGACAUACCUUGAAAUCCGUCCUUGCAAGGGAUCCGACUCAGGAAUGUACAAGUGUGUAAUCCAGAACAGCCAUGGAUCGGCUGAGACGGAGUGCGAAGUGUCCAUCAGGAAGUGCUACGAACCUCCAUUCUUCACCAGCACCUUCACCAGAAUGGAUAAGCUGCCUGGUAGUGAGGUUAAGAUGUCGGUGAGGUACGACGGCGUGCCCAAGCCCGAGCUCUCCUGGUUCCACAACGGCGAACCCAUCCUACACGACGGCGACAAGUACCGCAUCAGGAAGGAGGGCGAUGGCCAGACUCUCACGGUGAAGGAGCUCACCUACAGCGACUCUGGCAACUGGAAGGUUGUCGCCAAGAACCGCGAGGGAGAAACUGAGCACGAGGCAGAACUCAAUGUUUCUGAUGACGUAGAUCCUAACAGGCGCGUGGAGGCCCCUGUGUUCAUGAAGGUGAUUGGAGACCAAGAGCUUUUCGAAGGCUACAACGCUCUCUUCAAGGCCGUGGUGUCGGGCAAGCCAGAGCCUGAGUUCAAGUGGCUCAAGAACGGAGGCACUAUCGUGGCAUCGAACCGCGUUAUUAUGGAGCGCGAUCCUGAGGGUCUCAUUCGUCUCACCAUUAAGAGGAUCACGCCCGAGGACGCCGGCCAGUACACGCUCAAGGUCUGGAACGAUUAUGGCGAAGCCAUCUGCCACGGGAAGCUCAUCUGCGAGACCCUGACCAGCAGGAAAAAGCGACCGGUGGGCGACGAGUACAAGGGCUUCGAUAGGAUCAGGCGCUCCGGCGUCCCUAUGCCGCUGCCCGAGAAGCCCAUGAUCAGCGCCCUAGCAGACCGCCGCCUCACCCUUUCCUGGAUGCCCCACCUCGCCGCGGCCCAGACCAUGCCCUGCACUUACCAGGUGGAGAUGUGCGACGCGCCCGACGGCGACUGGUUCACGGUUAGAACAGGUAUUCGCGGCUGCAGCGUUGACAUCACCAACCUCAUGCCAAAAGGCGACUACAAGUUCCGCGUCCGCGUAGCAAACAAGUAUGGUGUGUCUGAGCCAUCUCCUUACGUCGCCACCCAGAGGUUUAAGCUGGAAUUGCCUGCCGUCCGCUACGAGCCGCAGAUGGACCCCAACUACGAGUACAAGGGCGAUGGACCAUACGUCCCGAGGGCUUCAGGAUCAGCCGCGACUCUCUGGGCAACUAUUUCGCUGCCCCAAGGUUCCUCCGCCUGCCGCACGACACGCAGUAUGGCUUGA